CCCCAAAUAUUUUAUCAAAUCAAAUCAAAUGUUAACCUAGUUUCAUUCAUACACAACCCUCAUUCCCAUUCAAACACCAACAAUAAUCAGUUACUUCAUCCAUCUGUGCAUGCCAAAUCACCAAACCCUCAUUCGCUCCAUACACACACACAAAUGUUGACAGAUUCAGAGCUGCUACAACACCUCCACGAUGUCCUACGAACCUCCGACCUCGACACCGCCACCGGCGCCACCGUCCGCCGUAGACUCGAGGACGAAUUAGGUGUCGAUUUGUCCGAUAGGAAACCCUAUAUUAGGCAACAAAUUGAUCUGUAUCUUCAAUCUAGGUAUACGGAUGGUAAUACGGACGGAGGCGGUGAAGAAUCGGAGAAUGUUAAGGUGGAGGAGAGUGAUAAUGGCGGAAGUUGUGAUGAGGAAGGUGAAGAUGAGCCUGAUGAGGAGGAUAGUGAUGUUGAUGACAAGAAGGUGAACAGUAAACGCAACAAAGACAAAACGACUACGAAUGCAAAGAAAAGGGGAGGAGGAGGUUUUAGUAAACCAUGUGCACUUUCUCCCCAACUUCAAAAGCUUAUCGGAGAGCCUGAAAUGGCCCGAACUGAGGUCGUGAAGAAGAUAUGGGUUUAUAUCAAAGAGAAAGAUUUGCAAAACCCAAAGAACAAACGGAAAAUUCUUUGUGAUGAAACGCUACAUGAAAUUUUUCGUGUCAAGUCCAUUGAUAUGUUUCAAAUGAAUAAAGCUCUUAGCAAGCAUAUAUGGCCAAUAGAAGAGGAAGAAGCUACAGUCAAACCUCCCGAAAAGAACAAACAGAAUAAACGAGCCAAAGAAGAUGAAGAACCCGAAGAAAAGGAAAAAAGAAAAAAAACAAAGGGUUCAGGAUUUGUUUCUCCGCUUCCGAUAUCAGAUGAGCUGGCACAGUUUUUUGGUACAGGUGAAACUGAACUCUCUCGUGCAGAAGUCGUGAAGAGAAUGUGGGAAUAUAUCAAGCAGAAUGACCUUCAGGAUCCAUCUGACAAAAGAAGGAUUCUAUGUGACGAUAAGCUAAAAGAACUGUUUAAAGUCGACACUUUUGUUGGCUUCACGGUUUCAAAGCUUUUGACAGCUCAUUUCAUCAAAGACAAAGAAUAGCCAUACAGUUUCUUGAUAAGGUGAGUUGUUUUUUUUUUCUCAUUAUGUUGCAAGAAGUGUAUAUAUUUCUUGAGAAUGCCAACCAGUUGAUCUUUGGUGUAUUCGACUUUUUGUUUAACAUCACUGACAAAAGUUACCACUUUCACUCGCUA
Helianthus annuus (common sunflower) is the source of this 1277-nucleotide messenger RNA. RefSeq names its product upstream activation factor subunit UAF30. The record is from RefSeq and is a predicted model, not a curated record. Gene Ontology annotation, cellular component: nucleus. Lineage: Eukaryota; Viridiplantae; Streptophyta; Magnoliopsida; Asterales; Asteraceae. The coding region runs from base 154 to 1125 and encodes 323 amino acids. The transcript has 6 exons.